Messenger RNA from Lipotes vexillifer (Yangtze River dolphin), 603 nucleotides. RefSeq names its product lysozyme g1 (gene LYG1). Lineage: Eukaryota; Metazoa; Chordata; Mammalia; Artiodactyla; Lipotidae. Gene Ontology annotation, cellular component: extracellular region. The record is from RefSeq and is a predicted model, not a curated record. Gene Ontology annotation, biological process: peptidoglycan catabolic process; defense response to Gram-positive bacterium. Gene Ontology annotation, molecular function: lysozyme activity.
AUGUCUGUGCUGUGGCUAUUUCUGGGCCUUCUUGCCUUUACUGGCUCAUCUGAAAGCAGCAGUUGGGGAUGCUGUGGAGACCUCCAGACCCUCUACACCCCUGGGGCGUCUUGCAGGAUUGGAAGGCGUCGAGGCCUAAAAUACUGUGUUCGUGCUUCUGAAAGGCUGGCUGAAAGAGACAUGCCAUCCCUCCUGUGAUAUCAACCCAUCAUGUGUACAGUUGGCCUAAAGUACUGCAUGGACCCUGCUGUCAUCGCUGGUGUCUUAUCCAAGUCUCGUGGUGGCAACGUCCUGGUCAAUGUGGACAGUAUGGGCGAUGGAGCCAGGGUGGUGCAGGAACCCUGGCCUUCAUGCCCCACCUCCUAGAUCAGCAAGGCCCAGGUUUCCCAGAUGACUGAGGUCCUGACUGUUAGAAUCAAAGAAAUCCAGAGGAGGUUUCCAACCUGGACCCCUGACCAGCACCUGAGAGCUUUGUGUAACCCAUGGGUUGGUCUCCCAGCAUGGAGUGGACUCUGUGACUACACCCGAAGCAGCCAGGACCUGAGUGACUUCUGCAAUGACGUCCUUGCACGAGCCAAAUACUUCAGAAGACAGGGCUUCUAA